AUUCUUUAAAAAUUAACACCAGUGGCAUCCUUGAUUUGCAUAUUUCAACCACUUCUAGUUACUUGUCUUCUCAGGAUUCAUUGAUUCGUGGUUUUCUCGUGUUCAUAUGGGCCAACGAUUUGCCGACCUUAUCAUUGUUGAAGGAUUGGAUCAAUUUGUAGAAAACACCAGUGAUUCUUCGUUCUUCAUGCGACUGACUUAUCUACUAGAAGAUACACGACAGUUUAUUCACAGUUCUACAAAAGAUACUGAACAUGGUCAUCAUUGUGGAUUGAUUGUUUCUAGUUCGUUAACAAAGUCAUGUAUACAGAAAAAUCCAAGUUCUAAAUUAUUCCCCCAGCUCCCAGCCCACGCUUUGAGGAAAACAUAUCUGUUGCAAGAGCAAAAUGAGAUUAACUGCUUUCAACUUCAUUCAGUCGAAGAUAGCUGGAAAUUGAAUUUAAAAAGACAAUCUGAUGAAAUCUUUUGGAUAUCAGAUCAUUAGUCAUUUACUGUAGUAAAGCUGGAAAGAAUGGGGAUUUCUACUGACCAAUUUUGAAUGAAGACUAGUUCUCUACGGACAUAUUACUUUUCUCAUCGCUAUUUUUGUUGUACAUGUCUUCUUAACUACAUUCCUGAAAGAUUAUUGUUUAAAUGCUGUGAACAUGGAUGUGUAAAUUUCAGAUCAUGAAUUUGAUUAAGACAGAAAUGUUAGACACUGCAAUGAAUUUAGUUCACAAGCAAUUUUGCAUUGAGUUAAUCUUGAAUAACUAUUGCCUAUGAACCACUAAAAUGUUGUACUAUUUUUCAAUACAGUAUAGGUGUCAGUUUA
Heterobilharzia americana is the source of this 811-nucleotide messenger RNA. The record is from the annotation of a GenBank genome assembly. Lineage: Eukaryota; Metazoa; Platyhelminthes; Trematoda; Strigeidida; Schistosomatidae.